AUGGGUAGUACCGAGAAAUUCACAGCACAAGCAGUGGACUCAAAAUUCAAGGGGGGGUCGGCCUCGCAAAGCGGUGCACGCGAUUUGGAGGCAGACAUCCUGGAAUGCAGGUCGCCAUCGUUUCGCUCCCUGGAUUCAGACGAUGCUGAUGGGGAACCGCACAGCAAGGAGGCCGCAAAUGACGUGGCUCCGGGAGAGGGGCCACCGGAGAGGUGGUUUCUGGAAGGGACAGCGGAGAAGGGGCGGCAGCUGCUGCAAGGCCCGCCGCCGGAGCAGCAGGAGCCACCGCAGCGCAAGCGGCAAUGGACGCCGCCGCAGUUGGGAGUGUUGGGGCCCCAGGAGCCGCCCUCACCGCCAACCUCGGCGCCAGCAGGGAUUCCAGAAACAUGGCAGCAGCGGCGGCAGCUGCCCCCUACCCUACAGCCGAGCUCAUGGCAGCAGCAGCAGCCGGAGCAAUCUAAAUGGUAUCCCUUUGGCAACCUGUUGGAGCCCUCCCUGGAGUGGGGGGCAGUGGACCGGGAAGGCACCGUCACGGAGUCCGCAGCUGCGGCUGCUGCAGUGGUUUCGGAGGGAAGCGGGGGCGGCAAGGCGGUGGUGCGGGAAGCCCACCUGACUGCGAUGAAGGCGAGCCGGCCGGAGGAGGACCUAGGGGAGGACCUCCCACCGCAUCUCGCCGCAGCGCUAGCGGCGGUAGCAGUGACGGCGAUGGAGAGUCCUCCGGUUUCGUCUGACUCGGGUAGCUCGGCAUCUUUGGAUCCCGUGCACACGGGUUUGUGGUAUUGCUACAUUGCCUUUAAGGCCAAAGAGAUUCGUGAGGUGCAUAAACAGUGCGUGAAGGAUGGCUGGAAGGUAAUCCGGCAGUGUUGGGUUGCAGAUCGACUAACAAAUCCGUACAUGUACGGCACGUUUUCGCGACCGCGAAGCGUACAGGCAGUAGACGGCAGGCGGAGCGAAGAGCUGCGAGCCAGUGCUCUAAAUGAGGCGCGUCAGGUGGACCAACGACUGCAGCAGCUGCUGCACAGCCAGCCGGUAUUACAGCAGCUGCUACAGCAACAUCAUCAACAACAACAACCCCACCAUCAACAACAACAACAACAACAAGUCGACCAGCUGGUUCGUUCCAGCUGUCCUCAGUUGGCGGAGGAGGAGCGGACGGAGGCGACGCGCCGUGCCCUCCAGCUCCUAAGUCCCGGCCUCCUGCAGCGGGAUCCAGAGUGGGAAAACAUGGCAAGGCUUGCAGAUUCCGAGACGCAAACGCAUUUCUAUGAGCGGUUCAGGUCGUUCCUACGUAACUCCGGCUUGGAUAAGCUUCCUUGCCGUUUUGGAAAGGUUUUUAAGGCGGCAGCUGUGGGGCUACUGCUCCUGGAAGCUUCCUCCCAUGCGGGGCCCAGCUGCGACCCACGGGUCUACGAGUGCGCCGCAUUGGGCCUGGUGCACAUGGAGGCGUCACGGCGCGUAGCUGGACAGCCCGAGUACGACCGCUGGCACUGGAGCAUCUCGCCUCGACGGCUGUACCACAUAAUCCUUUACGACACCUUCCUCGUCUCUAACCCCGAGGCACUGCUACUGCUUGGCGUCAGCGACGGCGGUGCCAAUCGCAACACCAAGGCCCGACUGGCCUCGUUCUGCAAGCGUUUGGAGCGCUUUUCCCCGGAGUACUUUACCCACUUGGUAGAUAUGCUGGGGGACCGCCGUGGCUGCGACUGGCUGAUGGUGCAGCUGUGCUGCAGCGAGAUGAUGCGGGACUGGGUCUUGUUGGCGCCAUCGCUCCAGAGGCAGCUGCAUGACCUCCGGUUGCUGCUGCUAGAGGCCACUGGCUGCCUUAGAAAGCCCGCGCCGUCUCCGGUGCCGCUGCCGCCAUCGCAACCGCUACCGCCACCACCGCCGCAGCAACCGCCGCCGCAGGAGCAGCAGCAACAGGUGGAGGAGGGGGAGGAGGGGAGCUGGCUCCAGGCCCCGGUCCAUGAGCAGGACCAAGCGCUACCGCUGCUGCUACUCAGUCCAUCAGGUCAUCAAGGGUCGCCAGAGCUGAAGCAGCAGCAGCAGCAACAGCCGCUGGAAGGCCCGGAGGGGCCCCAGCUGCUGAUGGCAGACCAGGUUCUACAGCCCCAGCCGCAGGUCCCAGCAGAACCACAGCAGCCGGUAGCGCGGUCCGAGCCAAAGUCACAGCCAGAACUAGUGCCGCAACCACCGGCGCGGCCACAGCUGCAGCAGCAACAGCCGCAAACACACGUGCACCAGCAGCAUGAGCUACGGGAGUUGCAACUCCCAGAUCGAGGCCCACGACCAAAGGCGGAGCCACUUCAGUUAGGAAACCACUCCCCAUCGGUGUCAGCGGCCCCGCAGGAGUGUUCGCCGCCAGGACCCAUGGGUCCACGGCCGCACCUCACUCAACCACCACUGGAACCGCAACCGCUACCAGAACAUCCUUCAGAUUUCAACGUCGUAGAGUCAGUACAGCCGCCAUUGCCAUUGCCUCAUUUGCAGCCAGGGGCCCAACAGCAAGCUUCGCGUUCGCAAGUGCUGCAGUAUCAGUCACAAGAGCACCAGGCGCCGCAGGUACCUGCGUCGCAGCAGGAUCUAGACCAUCAGGAGAAAAGGUCUCCGCGGCAGCCGCCCAUGCUCGCGGUGACCGCUCCGCAGCCGACACUGCAGCUGGCAGCACUGUCGCUGCAGCCACGAACGCCACAAGGCGAGUCCCGCAAGGCGCCAUCGCGGUCAGACCCGCAACCACGACUUCCUGCUCCGCAGCUGGAGCCGCAGCCGCGUCAGGAACCUCAGGCACUGGAAAAAACACAGCAACGACAUGAGCCGCAGGUCCAGCGGCAACGACCACAAGGGCAGCAACAGCAACAGCUGCAGGCGCGUUCUGAACGGCAGCAGCUGCAGGAGGUCCCUGAACCAGCGCCAGCACUUCCACAGCAGCAACAAGGGCCUCGAGCCCUUCACAGUAUCCAUGAAGAGUCACAAUUGCAGGAUCGCGGGGCCGCGUCAGCACCGACGUCAGCUCUGCUAACCCCAGCCGACACCAGCGCUGUGGCCGCGGCCGAGAAGGGCAUCGGGGACAUGAAGAGCGAGGUCAAGGCCGCGACCGGAGACGAAAGCGGUGCCCAGGGGAAUGAGGCAGAGGUUGACAAAGGGAUUUCCUUCGCCCGGGAGCUAUACACCUGCCUCUUGCGGAAGGCCCGUUUCCUGACACCCGAUGCCGGCCCUGGCAAAGAGCGGUUAUGUUCCGUCAUGGCCGUACUGCGCCUAGCCGCCCAGUACGGCCUGCUAGAUCACCAGCACGGGCCCGACCCGGCGGCGCGCUUGGUGGAGGUGCUGCGGGAGGUGGCGGCGCACGACGUGCGGCCGCGGGGCAGUCCCCAGUGGGCGGCGGUGAAGCAGGCGUGGCAGGCGGCGGCGCUCAUGAGUGCUGAUUUCUUAUCAAGCCGUGCCCGACCUGUGCCGUACAUGCAGCUACGAGGGCUCUUACGGGGCUUCGUGGAUGAUACGUUGCAUCAGUCUCGGUGGGCUGACCUGGCAGAGGAGCUUCGGCCGGGGCUGCUGCAGGCACACUCGAGCUCCUGGGGCAGGUUAUUGUUGUCACGGAGCAGACAGCCGCAGCAGCCGCAGGCAGCGAAACCGCCUACGCUGAUGGGAUGGUUGUGGCGCGGCGAUUCCGCCACGGCAACAAGCAAAAUGGCCGCGGGGGCGGCGGCAGCGACAGUAGUGGCAGCAGCGGCGACAGCGGCAGAGCGGGAGGAAGGGGCUGGCGGAGGGAUGGAGUUGCAGUCAAAGGAGCGACACCUGCUGACUUCCUACGCGCUGUGGGGACUUGUGGUUCUUCGCGGCAUUGAGGUGCCGUUGGAGUACCUGACCCUUGCGAGCUGCUUAGCGACUGGGGUCCUGAGAAAAGAAGUGAUGCUCAAGACCGGGCUCGAGCUUGACGAGGCGGAAUGCGUCGCAGCCAAUCUGUUCCGGGGCCUCGCCUUCCUGCCGCCGGUGCCGUACCUGCCUCGAGACGAGCCCUGGGCACGUGCCACACUGCAGCCGGUCCCGCCGCCGCUGCCGUCAAACCUGCCGCUUCAUCACCCUGUACGGCAGAAGCGGAUGCUGGAGGAGUUAGAGUACGGCACUAGGUUGUUUUUAGCGGAGCCCGAAAUUUCUGCGCUGCUGGCGGAGCGAGUGAUGCCGCCUCAAUUGUCCCUGCCGCAAGUGCCCCCUCUGGAGUUACUGCUGGCGCUGCUGCUGGAGCAAUGGGAGGACCGGGAACUGGUGGCGGAGCGGUGCAUGUGCGAGAGCGACAGCGACGACGAGGUGGAGGUGUUGGAGAUGGAAGUUGACGCGAAGGGAGGGACGGAAGUGGCGGGAGCUUGA
Molecule: messenger RNA, 4359 nt
Organism: Volvox carteri f. nagariensis
Lineage: Eukaryota; Viridiplantae; Chlorophyta; Chlorophyceae; Chlamydomonadales; Volvocaceae
Exons: 10
Coding region: 1-4359 (1452 amino acids)
Source: RefSeq, a predicted model, not a curated record